AUGGGGAUUCAAGUGUACCCUGGCAACAUCCCCGUCCCCAGUCCAGCCAAGCCUCCACCAAAGUUUGUCACGCGAGUCACUCCGUUUGAGCUCACUACGGGGCUGUACCAUUGGGCUACGUGCUUGUUCAUCGUCGCGCUCGUGUGUUCGCAGCUUCUGGGGGCUGUAUGGGAUUCACAGACAACAACAAGGCAUCUUCUCUACGGAAGGAGCCCAACGCUCGGGCCCUCGCAGAUUGUCGGCAUAAACGACGUCCCGUAUCCCGACCGUGUCGUCGCGUGCGUACGCAGGGGCAACUCGUACGAACCCAAGCUCGUGAGUUCUCUACUCGCAGCGCCCGGAGUUUCAGCCAUCCUCGAGGAUUCGACUGGUACAGGGGUUCACGGCUACCGACUCCGACAACGCCGAGUUGGGGCCGUCACCGACUCGCUGGACUCCGCUACCCAGAUUGCGUACGAGUCGUCCUGCAGGCUGAUCGCAAACACCAUGAACAAUAUCUUCAACGCGUGUCUGGCGCUGGGGUACACGAAUCUCACGCGCGACAACCUGCGAGUGGUCGACGACUGGGACAGUAAUAAUCUGUACAUGCUCCCCAACACGCUGCCCAUUCUCAUCAUGCCGUACUGGGAUAACGCUCCUCAGGCUCGACAUGCAGUUCCAACGUGGGGAGGCGACGCCUGCAUGUUUCGCCUGCAAGACGCGUACGCAGCCACUGGCAGCGCUUCUAAGCUAGCAAGUUUCCGGGCGGUGAACCGGAGCGUCCGCUUCGAGCGCACUAUGGAGUGGCUGGGACGUCCUGGGGGACGUUGGAAGAACGGAUGGUACGAAGACCUCGAGGGCGUGCGCUGGUAUGCGGAUCUGACCAGCUCCGCACCGGAAGCCCCUUAUUUUAUGAUGUUCCGGUUGUUCAAUAUGCGGACAGGAAAGGAAUGGGACUGCUCCAACCCGGGCGACUGUGAGGCGGCAGGGAAACUCGGUCGAUGGGGAGACAAGUUCAUCUCGUCCAGCAAGUCGCACAAGUUCAGCUCGGUCUCGAUUGCCAACGGGACGGAGUUUGGGCUGUUCCUCUACGAGUCGGACGAAAUACGCACCGUGCGCAUAACCUUCGACUGGGAGACGCUAGUCUCGAACCUGUCGGUUGGUUUGGUCUUGGCUCGGUGGAUCGUGGGGUUGAUAUCGUUACAUGUUGGGGCACUUCAAGGCAAAACUCAGUGGUUCAGCGGUGGGAUCGGUUGCGUCUCGGGGGCUGGAAGCUUCAUGCUGUUGCCAAUUGUGUCACUACCUCGACUGAAGAUGACGCUGGCAGCCUUUUGGACGGUGGGCUGCCGAUUCGAGGGACAGCAGAGCGGGCUGGCCGACGCGUGGUUCGCCAUCUACCCGGCCAUUGCUCAUCUGGUGCUGAUUUACUUCAGCCUGUUAAAUAUUCUAGCCAAGGCCCUACGCCGCCGUAUCUCGGACGUGUUGUUCACCCCCACGGUGGCCGCGUUUUGCCUUCUCCACUACUUUCGAAUGGAAAUCGCCGAGUCGGGGUGGCUGAAAGGCAUUGAUGGUCGCAUCUCGACCGUGGUGUUCUCGGACGAAGUUGACAAGAUGCAGAUGGUUGAUUACUUCACGACGGAUCUUGCCUGGCGCAUGAACGGCCGCGUGGCUUUAAUUUUCUGGUUAAAGGUGGCAAUCCUUGCUGUUAAUUUGCUGCCGCUCGUGCUAGCUCGCUCGUUUCCGAUGAACGAGCGACACUCUGAAAUGGACUUAAACGGGGUUGAAAAGGCCCUCGCGUUGUGCGCAAGACACGUUGGCGGUCUGGGGCAAUCGUUAACCUACAUAGUUGUAGAGCAGGUCGAAGCGACCUAUAAAAUUGCGCUUGUGAACAGCUACGAGCUCAUCCGCAUGGGGUAUCUCGUCUUCGGUGACAAAUAUCUCAUGACUUUUGACGAGUGGGAUCUGCUAUCAUCAAUGGCCCCAUCUAAGGCCUUCGUCCACUUCUGGAACCACCGCGUGCUCGUAUGGAAGCUUCGUCCCGUAGCUGUCGAUUGCCACGCUGAGAUCGCUGGCGGCCGGGCGCUUCAGUGGAUACAACCUCAGAUGUGGCGACUUGACGACCCAAGGUUGCAGCAAGUUCGGUGGUGGCAGGUGUCGGCGUGCAGCAUUCAGUGCUGA
Messenger RNA from Phytophthora sojae, 2157 nucleotides. RefSeq lists its product as hypothetical. Lineage: Eukaryota; Oomycota; Peronosporomycetes; Peronosporales; Peronosporaceae. Bases 1 to 2157 code for a protein of 718 amino acids. The transcript has 2 exons. The record is from RefSeq and is a predicted model, not a curated record.